Dissoconium aciculare CBS 342.82 is the source of this 1143-nucleotide messenger RNA. RefSeq lists its product as uncharacterized. The record is from RefSeq and is a predicted model, not a curated record. Bases 291 to 1100 code for a protein of 269 amino acids. Gene Ontology annotation, cellular component: membrane; cytoplasm. The transcript is spliced from 5 exons. Lineage: Eukaryota; Fungi; Ascomycota; Dothideomycetes; Mycosphaerellales; Dissoconiaceae.
CUCGAGUCAACUGAUCGCGAUCUAUGACCGUUCAACUGGGCCAAGUCGAAGCGACUUGACCAUAUCGAACAACAGUACUCCAGAGCUCUCUGCGAAUGCUUAGGCUGGUGCAACAGUAUUCGGCCUCCCUUGUACCAACUCGCCGUCGUUUCACACUCGACUCUUUGACACGCCCACGGGCCUUCCUUCCUAGGACCACCACACACAUCAUUCCCGACCUCGAAUCCAUCGCUUCGGACAAUUAUCGAUAAAGAAAAGAGCCCGUCAUCUGUCUGUCAGGCGCUGUCAAUAUGGGCUUCAACGAUUCGCGGCGCAGGCUGCUACGACAGUUGAAUUCGAGAUACAUCUAUGGGAAAUAUCCACUUCUACAUGCCAUCGUGGCGUUUGUCGAACUCGCGAUGAUCUCGAUACUGGUGCGCGGCUUCAAUACCUCCUAUGCUCGUCGCCCUGUGCUCACAACCAUGAUCACCAAUGCGGUCCUGGGUGGUAUCGCAGAUACUGUCGCACAAACGCUCACUGCAAUUAAACGGCGGGCUCGACAGAAGGCGCUUGAUCCGGACAGCGUGCAGAGCGACUUCCUCUCAAUAGAGAUUCAAGAGUUAGACAGAAAGGUUCCCUGGCCGGAAGAUGACUAUAUGCUACCAGCCUCUAAGCGAGGCCCACCACCAUUCGAUUUCGAGCGGACUGUGCGGUUCAUGUCGUAUGGUUUCAUCAUGGCGCCUAUUCAACAUCACUGGUUUGCAUUCUUGGGCAAGACGUUUCCGGUGGUUGCUGGAAAGAAAACUUCGAAUGUGCUGAGGAUGGUGGCUAUGGAUCAAUUCAUUUUUGCGCCAUGCAGCUUGGCAUUCUUCUUCACAUUCAUGACAGUCACUGAAGGCGGCGGUCGACGAGCGGUUCUGAAGAAGUUCGAAGAAGUAUAUCUUCCAGCACUCAAAGCCAACUUCUUGGUGUGGCCUUUAGUGCAGAUUCUCAACUUCAGAUUAGUACCGAUGCAGUUUCAGAUCCCUUUCGUAGCGACGAUAGGAAUUUUCUGGACCGCGUAUCUCUCGAUGUCAAAUUCGUCGGACGAACCUGUAGCCAGUCCUGCGGUGUCGGCAUGAUGAUUAUGUGUAUACACAGCGUUUUCCUCCGGAUAUUUGGGCA